Messenger RNA from Carassius auratus (goldfish), 5497 nucleotides. RefSeq lists its product as uncharacterized. Gene Ontology annotation, cellular component: Z disc. The record is from RefSeq and is a predicted model, not a curated record. NCBI's taxonomy places the organism in Eukaryota, Metazoa, Chordata, Actinopteri, Cypriniformes, Cyprinidae. Gene Ontology annotation, biological process: positive regulation of calcineurin-NFAT signaling cascade.
CUCUACAAGUGGACACAUGUUAUGCCACAAACAACAGGGAUUUUUCUCCUGGUAUUAUACAUUUAAAUGGUGCUCCAAUGUAAUUUUGAUUAUUAAGGACUGACAGGGAACAACAGAAUUACAGGCUUGGGUUUAAGGAUUUAUUUAUUUUUGUUUUCAUCUGCUUGACACUUGACACCACAUGGUUAUUCCAAUACGUGUACGGUCUCAAGCCAUCAUCCCAUGUUUCCAGCUCUGUCAUCUCUGACUGAUGCCACUGCUGUUUCAGUGUGUUUCUGCUUCGGAAGCCUCGUUGCUUUAGCCCCUCCGGGGCCCUUGAACAAAGUGGCAUUUACAUCUGCACUUUGUUAACUUUAAGGAAAGCCCAGCAAAAGCACUGUUGAAGAGAUUUUUUUUUUGCUGCACAUAUGCAACUGAUGAGGAAUAGCUUCUUUCUGAAGCAUGAAAAAAUUAUCCACUAAAAAAUGCGAUAUAAUAGCAAAAGGAAAAGAAGGCAUUUUGAUCACCUUUUAGAAGGUGAACGACUUCAAUGCAAGACACCCAGUGUCAGCCAUCUGAAGACUGACAGGGACAACUGCGCCUAUGAGAGUGAGCGCUUGAAAUGAGCUCCCUGGAAAAGCGCCACACAGGCCAGCGGGAAAGCAUGCAGGGUCACCGCAAAUACUCAGAUGGCCCCAGGGACACAUCCAUCAGUGGCAGCUGUAUGGAUGACACAGACAGGGAGGUGAGCAAUCUCACUGAUCGUGCCUUCAGGAGCCUGUGCAUCGGCGAGGAGGCCAUUUACAAUGACUCAGAAUUCUCCUCAUCUCCUACUGAACGACAGAAGGCAUUUUCAGAGGAAACCCAGCAAAAGACAAUCUCCCAUGAAGCAUUGUCAUACAGCAUUCAGCAAUAUGGGGAAGCAGAAGCACAGUCAGAGAUGGCCUCGACAUUCCAGCAUUCCUAUGUGGAUGUAACCCAUCAGGAAAAGGCUUUCAGAGAGGGAAACUUGUCUCAUAUGAACAAUGGCUCCAAGGAGGUGACAUGGCAGCAAAGCAGGAGCACAUCCAGAGUGUCAUCUCUAAUCAAAGCCUUUAGUUCAGGGGAGUGUUACCAUGACAGCGGGACAUGUGACGUUAUUGUGGCAAGGGAUAGGUUUAGAGACUUUGGCAGGGAAUCAUGGGACAAAUCAGCUAUGCUAAGCAUCCAAAGCGAUCUCUCUGCAGGAUAUCAUCAGAAUUUUAAUCGGGCCCCCUUUCAGUCUUACAGAAACCAUUUUUACACAUCCGACGUGGCUGCCACAGUGGCACAGAUGGACACAACAGUCCUGAUGAAAUCUUUGAAAAGUAAGUUCAAUGCACUGAAUUCUAAAAACAGUUUUUUCCAUAGUGAAUUUAGUCCCUUUCAGCUUUGGGAAGAGUACAACAGGUUCUCCUUCCAAAGUACACAUGCGGGGUUCAUGCCACCUAGAGAAUUCCCACGGUGGUAUGAUUCUCCUAUGUACAAAGAGCUGAAAGACAACCACACAAUUCCAAACUCUCCGUGUGAAAGUAGGGGCUUCAAUCAGAGACAAAUUCAGAAUGUUGUGGCCAGCCAGAGCUCCAUGUCCACAGUUGUCCAGAAAACCUCCGCAAUUGAGAAGAGGUGUGAAUCUGAAAUGGCUUCCAACUAUCCAGCUUGGAAGAAAAACAAUAACUUAGUAAGGAACAAACUUCCAUGCAACCGGCCCUCUACAGUUUCACCUACUAAUGAGAGAACGUGUAGGCCGGAUUCAAAUUUGUUUAGAAAUAACAAAGUUACACAUGAGAUAGUGGUCAAGAGCAACCUGUCUAGCAGUGUGACGCCGUUCAACAUUACUCAGCUCCUUACACCAGUAAUUCACACAAGACAAGAAACAGAGACGUCUGAGAUCCUGCAGUUUGCACAAAACCCUUAUGCUUCUGACUAUUCUUCCCAGGGUGAAAUUGACCCUAAUAUUCAGACUGAUGUCAAACAUCUGCGUGACAGCUACAAAUUCAAAGCUUCAAGUCUGCUAUUCAACCUCAAAGAUAACCGAAAAAUAGUCAAGAGUACGUACAGUCCCACUAAAUUUAAAGGGAUAGAAAUAACAGAUCAAAAUAAGCUCAUCUCAAAGCUGGAGGGCAGAGAAUCCCAAUAUUCAGAUAUUUUAGUAUCCCAAGAAACUGCUCAGGAGAAUCGUAUUGGAAAUGAUGCACGGGCCUCAUGUAACCUAAUUCAAGAGCCCAGUGCAGCUUCUAUCACCCCUAAAGAUUAUACAGAUGGCUUUGGAUCAUAUGAUAAUUUGACAUUAACUUCAACUCAAAUUCAGGACAGAGUCACUAAUUACAAAUUGUUCUGUGGAACUUCAGAGGGUCACUCUCCCAGUACAUAUCCGCUGUCUAACAUAGAGAUCUCAACACGCUUUCUUUCAGCUCAGGAUAAAAGCUCUCUGACGUCAGAAGGUCAGUUAAAAGACCUCAAUAAUUUUAUUCCUGAUAGGACAAAAAUAGCCAAUGUGCUUCCAAGGGUUUACCCUCCGACACAUUCUCUGGCUGCUCAGACAUCAGAGCGAUACACAAGUCAAAAUGAUCUAAAACAAAGAAAGGACUUUGGAAGAAAAACAUUUAUUGAACACAGUCAAAAUGAAGCUGUUAAAGAAAAAUGUUCAUGGGACCAGACUGGUUCAGUCAAGGAAACAGCCAGCAGAUCUGAAUCACAGCCAUUUAGAGGAGAAAUAGCAGCACUGAUUGAAAUGGACAAACAGAGAAAGGCCACCGCUAAGCAAUAUUUUGCCAAUGACAGCUAUUCUGUCCGAAAGGAAACGUACAUGCAAAAAGUGAAUCAAGACAUUAAACUAGGUCGACUCGCAAAGAAGGAAGAGAAAGAGGUCAGGGAUGAUACAAUAUCACCCAGGAAAACAUCUUACAGUGAAAAAGCUAUUCAUGACAACCAAUUAAGCACAUUUUCAAAGCCUAUUGAAUCAUACAGAAUACCAAAAAACAGUCUCCAAACCAAAACAUCUCCUCUAACAGACGUUUAUGGUGGUUUACAAAGCUUCAGUGUCAAAAAUGAUUUUGUUAAAGGAGAACCAGCGCAAAAUUCUUCUUUUAACACCAUGGUGACACAAAAUACAUUUGAUCAGAGAGCUCAUGACUUUAAUAAAGGCCAAAAGAAUGAAGGAUUGUACUCUUAUCAGCCAUACAGAUAUGAACCUAACAAACAGUGGCACAUGUCAUCAACAAGCGAAGACAGACACACUAAGGAAAGAGUAUGGACACAGAAACAAUCAAAUCCUGCUUUGCAAGAUAAAAAUUUGGUCAUCCCAAACACUGAUACCUCACAUCAAAAUAAUAUAAGUUUACAAACUAAACAAGAGAACAGGUUCAGCAUAAAUGAUAUUCUUUCCAUUAGAGAUAAUGAGCAAGCAAGGAGGUUGAAAGAUAAUACAUUUGUUUUGGCUAAAUCUGAAAACCCACAAAAUCCAAUUAAAUAUGAAACAGCUGAAAAACUAACUGUAACAGAGCCUGUAAAAGAGCAACAAGGCUACAAAGUGCAGGACAUUACCAGUCCAUCACCUGGCUAUGUAAGAAAGGAUUUUCAAAAUACAAAUGAAACAAAAGACAGUACAAUGAGUAAAGAUACUGACAAGGUCACACCAAGAGUGCUUUCUUACAAGGAAAGAAGCCAAAGUAAACAAGAAAUACUGACUUCGAAAUUGAAAGCACAUGCUCAAAAGGAAAUAUCAGCUAUUAAAGAAAAGGGACUUGCCAAACAAGGCAUUCUUGUGAGAAACGCAACAAAAACAAGAGGGACUAUCAAUAAUGAUGGCCAAGAAGGUCAUUCUGUAAAGAAGGAAAUCACAGCAGACAAGCUGAAUCAUUUGUUUCAAGAUAUAACUUAUUCCAGUGUAACCCAGUACAAAGAACAAAUUAAAUUGCACAGUGACCAUCCCAAGAAUAGAUCUCCACCGUCAACAGAAAUAUCGCCUCUUCAUUUUGAAGAUAAUCAGAAUGCUGUCUCAGAAAAGGAUGAAAAUAUAAAAAACAAACCUUUAACUAUAGUAAGGCAGAAUGACAAACAUCCAGUAGAUGAAAAUGAGAUCAAAGAAACGUCUAAUCAGUACAGAAAGGCAACAGUGGCAAAUAUGAAAAAUAAUGUCCAUAAAAACUACCAGACAUCCAGAAUCUCAGAAGACAAACAAAACAGUAUGACAAGCUCAGAGCAUAUAAACACUAAUAAGGAAUUGGUGAAACAAAGUCAUGAAAUAUCACCAGAGGAAUCGAUGUCAGGUCAUUUUACAUCCUUAGUCAAGACUUACAGAGACAACAACACUUCCCAUAAUCCACCUGCACAGCAUAAUGACAAACAAACAGUUCAGCAUGAUCGGAAGGAAAAUCUGUAUGGAAGUAGCCAGAGUCAGUAUACUUCCACUGAAAAAGCUGUGACUAAACCUGCUGAUAUAAUCAAAGAAGAAGGACAUGUUACAAGCACUGAAACUACAAAAUCAAACAGUGGUUUGAAUAAAAAUGCUCUCUUGGGAUUGGAGAAAAACACACCCAAAUCUGAGGAAGUUUAUGUACAUCUUAAAAGUAAGAUUACUGCUGCCGUGGAGCAGUCUAAAAAUGAACCAAUCAAAAAUAGCUCUGAGAUUGCAACUAGUCAACUGACAUCCUCAUCAAAUGACAUUAAGUUUAAAAAUGGAAUUCCACCUACUAAACGACUAAUGGAACCAGCCAAAUCAGAUCUCACCUCAAACCUUCACACUAAUACAUUGAAUGUAGAUCCAGAGCAGCUUAUAAAUAGAACCCACAAACACAAUUCUGGGGCCAGUUCAGAUUCAGAGGUGUCAUCAACAGAAAAAAUCAACUCUGCACCAACAAAUGACGUGGCCACACAAAGUACCGGGGAGCCCGAAACACUAAAACCUUUUAAUAAUGAAGAUGUACCAGUGUUAAUAAACAAAAACAAUAUAACACAGGGAAAUGACUUGGCUAAGCAACAAAACAACACUUCACAAGUCAAGGCUGUAGAAAGGACCUCAGUAAACCAAAUGGUGGAGAGUCACUCAAAACCAGAAGCAGAUGAAGAAUCGCUAACACAAAUAGCUUCAGCUGAAGCAAAGGAAAGCUGUCGGCAAAAAGAAAUCCAUCAAGAUGAUGAAAAUACAAAGACUCCGUUCUCAUUUGACAAGAAUGAACUUCCAAGAAAUCAUCAGGGUAUCCCAAGUAUAAAAGAUGAUUCAGAAGUAGUAAAUAACUGUCAACAGAGAGAGAACAUAACAGAAAGAGCAAGCCCAAAACAAGAACAAGGAUUUCCCAGACUAUUAGAAAUAUCACAUGAGAAAAACAAUCCAAAAAGUCCACAAAAGAGUAUCAAGAAGUGGAUCCGACCAAUUCCAAACCCCAAAAAUCAUCUGAAGAUGCUCUAAAAGCAAAUGUUUCUCCCCAGCAUAAAGUCAUAGUAGAGGAGGAUGCAACUCAAAUAAAUAAUAUACAGCCUGUUUUAACACACAAUGUAG